CCAUUAAAAAAAAGCAGUUUUGCUUUUAUUUUAUUUCCUUUUCUUUUUUUUUCUUCCUCACAGUCAGAGCAACAACAGCAACAUGAUGUGUCCUUCUUUUCUGCUUCUUUGUCCUUCUCUGACUUCUUCUUCUCAUCUAGCUAUUAGAAUACUACACGAAACCCAUAGUGACAACCUUACUCCUCUCUCUCUCCCUAUCUCUUCCCAUUCUCUCUUUCAAGAGCUUCCCCUUCCGUGAUUCUUUAAGUUCACAUCUUGUGUUCAUCUGAUGAUGAAUCCAGCUCAUGGAAACUUCAACUGUAAUCCUGUUGAGGAUCCCAAAGUCAGAUUUAGGCACCAUAGCCUUUUGCAAGACUAUCAAGAACUUCAUAUGGAUACUGAAGCAAUGAGAAAAAGGUUGGAGACUAUGCAAGAGAGAAAGGCAACGCUAAUGGCCGAAGUCAGGUUUCUGCGGCGGAGGUACAGACAUUUGAGACAAGACCAACCUGUUAAGAAGGUUAGGGGAAGAUCAAAUGGUGGGAAGAAGAGUAAGACGCAGUUAGUCCGAGUGGAAGUAUCUCCUAAUAAGACAAGUGGAGCAGAAACGAAGCAUGUUUCACUUCCUGACUUAAACCACUCAGGAGAGGCUCAUCAUGACGAAACCAAAACCAAAAAAGUUCCAUUGUUCGAUCUAAACCAGAUAUCUGGAGAAGAAGAGGAAGAGAUGAACAAUAGCGAAGAGAGAAUGAGAGUGGAACAAAGCAGUGCAUGCAAGAGAAUGAGCAGCAUAGAGAUGCUGUCUUGCAGGAAUGGAGGAGACGGUUCACAUAAGAGGAAAAGCUCAUGGCAAGAUCCUGUUGCAGCUCUUAGAGUUUAAAAGACAUCAAAGUCAUGUACUAUCUUGUAACAUAGCUCCACAUCAAUUUAUCUUAUCUUCUCCGUUGAAAACAUAUCCUUGUCCAUUCUUGAUGUGGCCACUUAUACAAGUGACAUUUGUAUACUAGACAUGUGUCGUUCUUA
Brassica oleracea var. oleracea is the source of this 999-nucleotide messenger RNA. RefSeq lists its product as uncharacterized. The transcript has 4 exons. The coding region runs from base 269 to 856 and encodes 195 amino acids. The record is from RefSeq and is a predicted model, not a curated record. Lineage: Eukaryota; Viridiplantae; Streptophyta; Magnoliopsida; Brassicales; Brassicaceae.